UUUUCUUUUUGUUUCUCUCAACCCUAAACCUCUCUUUCUUUCUCACUUUCAGUGUCUUCUCUCUCCCCUGCCCCUGUGUCCACAAUUCCCUUCCAUAAUAUCGCACCAUUUAUAUUUCUGAAUUUCUUCUUUUGUUUCUUCACAACCUUCUUUCAGUUAUUCUAGUUCCAAAUUGAGGGUCCAAGUUGUUUCGUAAUUCACGAUUUCAAGCUCUCAAAUCCUUCCCAGUAAUGGCGGAAUCUAUUUGCAGAGCACUUAGAGACGGUGCUUUACAGGGAGAGCUCGCCCCUACUCUCACCAUAAAGGACAACAUCAAUUCCCCAUUUGGGUUUCAUGCAUUUUCCCAUGUUCUGACGCAGCUCUCGAGCAAUAUUUUGGCCGGUAAAUCGCAGUCUCGGGGCCUCGUUCUACUUUCGUUCUCUCGAAGUCCGGCGUAUUAUGUCCAGCUCUUGAAGAAGAGAGGGCUGAAUGUUGGGUCGUCUGCUAAAUGGAUUCAAAUUUUGGACUGUUAUACAGAUCCUCUUGGUUGGAAGCAGCGGUUUAUGGAGGGUGAAAACGUUUCAAAUGUCGACCAAGAAGUUUCAAAUUUAUCUCAUCUUUGUACAAAUGUGGGGGAUAUGGAUAAACUUUUCUCUUCAAUUAUUACACUCGGAAAAGGAUUUGUUGGAGAAGGAACUGUACGCUUUUGUGUUGCCGUAGACUCUGUAACCAACAUGUUGAGACAUUCAUCUAUAUCAGCACUUGCAGGUCUGUUAAGCAGCCUUCGGAGCAAUGAUUCGGUUUCAAGUACAUUUUGGUUGGUACAUGAAGACCUUCAUGAGGAAAAGGUUAUAGCUGCUUUGGAAUAUAUGUCCUCCAUAGUGGCCACACUUGAGGCAUUAACUCCGCCCCCAUAUGAGAGCAGAAGCAAUGUGGACAAUUCCUAUCUUGAACGCAGAUCUACGAAAGGGAGGUUUCAUGUGCGGAUUAAACGAAGAAAUGGACGUGUUCGAGUCAUUUCUGAAGAUUUUAAUGUCGAGCUGGCGGGCAUCAAAUUUACAUCCAUUUCAUCUGAAGAUGCAGUCAUCAAUCAAGUCCUUAUACCGAAGGUGCAGUUCAAUCUUCAGUUGUCAGAGAAAGAGUUAAAUGACAGGGCCAGAGUUGUUCUUCCUUUUGAACAUCAAGGAACUGGUAAACCGAUACAAAUAUACGAUGGUCGACGAUCUUUGUCUGAAAGCAAAGAUGACAAUAUACCUCUCAUGAGCAAUGAGAAAGGCAAUGAUGAUGGAUGGGGAAAAGGUGAGAUCGUAUAUUUCCGCGAUUCAGAUGAUGAGAUGCCAGAUUCAGACGAGGACCCGGACGAUGAUUUAGAUAUAUAAUCUUGGCAGUUCAUCAUGAAGUAGGAUGUUUUUGUAUCUUAUGCACCUGUUUAUUAUCAUUUGGAAUUGUUCAAUCUCAUGUGGAAAGAUGUGUCAAGUAGUAGCAUCUCAAGCACAAUGAUAAAAAUCAAUGAAGUUCCCCUCUAUUUCGGACAA
Cucumis melo (muskmelon) is the source of this 1514-nucleotide messenger RNA. Its product is annotated as elongator complex protein 5. Bases 231 to 1358 code for a protein of 375 amino acids. The transcript is spliced from 9 exons. Gene Ontology annotation, cellular component: elongator holoenzyme complex; cytosol; nucleus. The record is from RefSeq and is a predicted model, not a curated record. Gene Ontology annotation, molecular function: tRNA binding. Gene Ontology annotation, biological process: tRNA wobble uridine modification. NCBI's taxonomy places the organism in Eukaryota, Viridiplantae, Streptophyta, Magnoliopsida, Cucurbitales, Cucurbitaceae.